GCCGGUCGCGGGGUGCAGGUCUCGUGUGUCAGCGCCGGGGCCAUGGGCAAGCUCAACGUGGUAAUGCUGCGGUACCUCGCGCGGGACCACUUCCGGGUGCUGACUGCGGUGGAAAUGGGCAUGAAGAACCAUGAAAUUGUUCCUGCUAAUUUGAUUGCUUCCAUAGCUAGCCUUAAAUAUGGCGGAUGUAACAAAGUUUUGAGGGAAUUAGCAAAGCACAAACUCUUAGCUUAUGAACGAACUAAAACUGUCCAGGGUUACCGACUGACUAACACAGGGUACGAUUACCUUGCUUUGAAAACUCUGUCUUCUCGACAAGUGAUUACUUCUAUUGGAAACCAGAUGGGUGUUGGUAAAGAAUCAGAUAUUUACAUAGUUGCAAAUGAAGAGGGGAAGCAGUUUGCAUUAAAACUGCAUAGACUCGGGAGGACCUCCUUUCGUAACCUGAAAAAUAAACGUGAUUACCAUAAGCAUCGACACAAAAUGUCCUGGCUGUAUUUGUCCCGCCUGGCUGCCAUGAAGGAAUUUGCCUACAUGAAGGCUUUACAUGAUAGAAAAUUUCCUGUUCCAGAGCCAAUAGACUACAAUAGACAUGCAGUAGUUAUGGAACUUGUUAAUGGUUAUCCUCUGUGCCAAGUACGUCAAAUAGAAGAUCCUGCUUCUACGUACAGUGAGCUAAUGGAACUAAUUGUAAAACUUGCCAACCAUGGCUUGAUUCAUGGUGAUUUCAAUGAGUUUAAUCUUAUGUUGGAUGAUGAGGACCAGGUCACCAUGAUAGAUUUCCCUCAGAUGGUGUCAAUAUCUCAUCCAAAUGCUGAAUGGUAUUUUAACAGAGAUGUUAAAUGUAUUCAAGAGUUUUUUAAGAAGCGUUUCAGCUACGAAAGUGAACUUUUUCCAACUUUCCAGGAUAUUAGGAGAGAGUGUUCUCUCGAUGUUGAGAUUGCAGCAAGUGGCUAUACAAAAGAAAUGCAGGAGGAUGAUGAACUGCUUUACCCAAUUGGCCCUGACAAUGAUGAACAUAAAGCAGAGUUCCCACCACUUGUUGAUAACGUUGGGCAGAAAGUAAAGCUGUCUAGUUCAGAUGAAGAGGAUGAAAGAGAUUUCACAGAUGAAUCAGAUGAUGACCUUGAAAAUAGAUCCACCAAAGACCUAAUAUCUUGUGGUGGUGAUGAUGAUGAUGAUAUUGGUGAAAGUAGUAAAAACACACAAAGUUUAGAUGUUACAGAGUUGGUCCAUGCUGUAAAAGAAGUUGAAGGACACAGUAUAGUAGAGAAAACCAGUUGCAAAGAGCAUUCUAUAGUAGAUCUUUCUGAGAGCAAGAAGAGAACUGAAGCCACAAGUGAAGAUUGGGAAGAUCAGGAAGGUCUUCACAAUAAGGAUUAUGAAGAUGAAUGCCCUGAUCUGGUUGACUUGUCAACAUUAAACAGAGAAUUCAGGCCUUUCAGAAAUGAAGAGAGUAUGGUUCACAUCAAUGAACACAAAAGAAGAACCACAAGUAUCACUUCAACUGGCAGUGUUGGGAGCUGUUCAACAAUUCCCCCGGAAUUGGUGAAACAGAAGAUAAAGCGACAACUGACUAAACAACAGAAAGCUGCUCAGCGGCGGCGGUUGCAGAAAGGAGAGGCAAAUAUUUAUACUAAACAGAGGCGAGAAAAUAUGCACAAUAUUAAAUCAAGUUUGGAUGCAGCUAGUUUUUGGGGCUAGAUAAUUGAAACUUGCUAUAGAGGAUCAGCAUUUUUGUCCAUGGUUUAUGAAUCGGAGAGAAACAGACUACACAGCAAUAACUUUUUGUAAAUUGGAAUGUGCAUAUAUUCAAUAAAUGUCCUUGCUAUAGUAACCUUUUUUCUUUGUUUUUUGUAUUGUAGUCAAAGCCUAACUUAAGUCAGUGGUAAAGGGGCACAGUGAAUAUAGGUAUACUGAAGUAAUAACCUGCAGUAUUUUUUAUAAGCGGAUUUUACUGUAGUGAUUAGACUGAGAUUCUUGAUAGAGCAAGAGUGCCAAAAAUACAGGACAUUGUGGCAAUUAAUGCUGUUGCCACUCAUUCCAGUGUCAAAUUUUGAGCCCUGUAAGCAGGAUCUAGAGCACGGAGCCAUAUCAUCUGACUAGCAGGGUCGCCCAUGGUUCUGGAAAUCUGGCAGUGGCAGGGAGCUCUGGCUCUAGGAGCCACAACACUUAACACUGCUGCAGUGGGCCAGAUGAUAUGACCCUCUGCUACAGAUUGGACCCAAGGACCCGCCAAUGGGACUAGAUGAGUUUGCCCCUGUAACAAAGGGCUCCUUUUCAAAACCUAUUUUAACAGUUCCAAGAAACUGGGGGAAAAAUCCCCACUCAUAUGCAGCUUUCCUUAUUUGAAUUUAGUUGAAGAAUAUCAUGUACACCUGAAAACAGUCAGAACCAAGGUUAUUUACACCUUCACAAAAUCUUAGUCUGUGUACUCGUACAGAGACUAAUCAUCUUUAUAUUAAUAGGAGAGCUUUGAACUCAGAGACUCUCAUUUAUUGUCCCUUUAGCUCCAAGGCUUGGUGCAUAAAUGCACCGAAAAAUUAGAGGUAAAAAUGAUGUUGUGCAGGUCUGGCAGUCACUCAGCCUCUCAGUUUGUCAAAGUAGUCGCCAGUGAAUGCAGAUCUUGAGCAUCUUUUCCAAGAUCAUCUGCAACAGACUAUAUAUCUGUCUGUAUUGCUGUAGUUUACAGAUAAUAAUUUUCUCUUGUAUUUUGAAAAUCUAGAACAGGGCUUCCCAACUUCUUCCUCAGCAUGACCCCUUUUAAACGUUGGAAAUUUGUUGUGACCCCAAAAUGAUGCAGACAAGAUCAACAAGUCAUAAAUGGCAUUACAGUGUUUAUGGUCUUUAUAUUUUUCAUUUAAAACCUUUAACAUUGUUUUAACUUCUUUCUAGAUUUGAAAAACAACAUUGAAUAAAAAGUCUAAAAAGGCUAUUAAAUGCAUUCAUUUGACAUUUAUUUCAAUUGCUUUAACUGUUGAUUAUAUUUACUGUGCCACCAUACUGUUAAACAACCUUAGAUGUCACGGUUAAGUUGAGACUU
Gavialis gangeticus (Gharial) is the source of this 3043-nucleotide messenger RNA. It is a transcript of the gene RIOK2, whose product is annotated as RIO kinase 2. The coding region runs from base 43 to 1704 and encodes 553 amino acids. Gene Ontology annotation, cellular component: cytosol; nucleus; preribosome, small subunit precursor. Gene Ontology annotation, biological process: protein phosphorylation; maturation of SSU-rRNA. The record is from RefSeq and is a predicted model, not a curated record. NCBI's taxonomy places the organism in Eukaryota, Metazoa, Chordata, Crocodylia, Gavialidae. Gene Ontology annotation, molecular function: ATP binding; protein serine/threonine kinase activity. The transcript is spliced from 10 exons.